AUGGGUUACGUGGCCUGGUUGGGGAAUAUUGAUGAAGAAGAGAGUGUUAUGACUACAUUACUAAGAAAAGCAGGAAAAAAAUCUUGUUUUCUGCCAAUAGGUGCCAUCCUUUACGUGAAAACAAAUGUGCCGCAAAGUUUAAUGGUCGGUGAAACGGUUAAUAACAUCUUUGGUCGUACAAUGAAUCCAUACAAUCGACUUCUUUCUUGCGGUGGUUCAAGCGGUGGGGAGGGUGCUCUAAUUGCUCUUCAUGGUAGUCCGAUAGGUAUUGGUACUGACAUAGGUGGUUCGAUUCGUAUACCAGCUGCGUUCAAUGGUCUCUGGGGUAUUCGACCAAGCCAUGGACGAAUGCCGUAUGCUGGAGCAAGGAAUAGCAUGGAAGGGCAAGAAACAGUACAUUCUGUCUGUGGACCCAUUGCUCACACAGCAGAAGAUUUGGCUUACUUUAUGAAAGCUAUCUUGGAACAAGAACCAUGGAAUUAUGAUCCGAAAGUAAUCGAGAUGCCAUGGAGAGAGGCGAAAUACAAUGAAGGCAGGGCAGGAAAAAAGAUAUUUGGCGUGACGACGGUCAAUGGAAAUAUUAAAACAUCGAGAGAAAUUUUCGAUCUAGAGGUAUCACGUGAUCUUUCAUCAUAG
Didymodactylos carnosus is the source of this 636-nucleotide messenger RNA. NCBI's taxonomy places the organism in Eukaryota, Metazoa, Rotifera, Eurotatoria, Philodinida, Philodinidae. The record is from the annotation of a GenBank genome assembly.